AUGGAUAUUUUGGAGCUUAUUCACAUGGAAUCUCAAUAUAGCGAAAGCCGCCCUUUCCGAUGUACUUGGGAAGGAUGUACCAAGGCAUUCUCAAGAAGAUCGGACCUCUCACGACAUGGAAGAAUCCACACAAAUGAAAGGCCUUUUUCUUGCAACGAACCAGGUUGCGGAAAAUCCUUUAUUCAGCGGUCAGCUCUGACUGUUCACAUGAGAACUCAUUCAGGAGAACGUCCUCAUAUUUGUGAACAUCCGGAUUGCAAUAAAUCUUUUAGUGAUAGCUCCUCCUUGGCCAGGCAUCGACGUAUUCACACUGGAAAGCGCCCUUAUAAAUGUGGCUUUGAAAAUUGUGGCAAAAGCUUUUGUCGUAAAACAAAUUUGACCCGUCAUCAUCGCAGAACUCAUCUAAUGGCUUUGAAAACCGAAAGACCAUUCAUCUGGCGUACUCCAAUCGAUAGUACUCAUCUCUCAAUGUCUGAACCAAUUUAUCAUUCUUAUGUUAAUCCUCCUUAUGAAUACUCUCGAAGGGAUCUUUCUAUCAGUCCUGUCUUAUCUCAAAGUUCAGCCUAUUCCACAACGAGUUCCUUGGCAAGUUCUCCAACCACUCCAAAAUUUCAAAACACUUUGCCAACGAUUUAUGCUCCUCAACCAAUACUACCAACUCGUAGAUAUUAUAACGAUAGUGGAUAUGCAUCACCUUCAUCAGCGACUUCUUCAUUACCAUCUCCAAGUCUUCCAACGACGCAAACUACCCAUUGUAUGAGAUGCUACUGUUGUUGGCAAAAUAAUCAAUUAUUACAAUGGAAUAUUCAACAAAUGAUUAAUCCCCCUUCAACAUUGCGAUACAAUCAACAAGGAAUCGACGCAAAUUUUAUUCCUUUCAAUUAUUAA
Messenger RNA from Funneliformis geosporum, 888 nucleotides. The record is from the annotation of a GenBank genome assembly. NCBI's taxonomy places the organism in Eukaryota, Fungi, Glomeromycota, Glomeromycetes, Glomerales, Glomeraceae.